UUGAGCGCUGACUGUCGAGGGGAAGAGACGUAUUUGUGUUUUAAGAACUAACAAAACCAGUUCCGUGUUGUGAUUAAGUUAAAUUCUUAAAAAGAAAGUGAUUUGUGGCCAUUUUUAUGAUAGUCGUGGAUACGAAAGCGAAGAAAGCCUAAAUAUGAAAAUACUAUGGACUGGACUGGCUCUAGUUUUCAUCCUGACUAUAGAAGUGGAAGGGCACGGCAGACUCAUUGAACCACCCUCACGAGCGUCGGCGUGGCGGUACGGUUUCGACACCCCGCACAAUUACAACGACCAUGAACUUUAUUGUGGAGGAUUUGCAAGACAAUGGAAUAAAAAUAAUGGAAAAUGUGGUGUCUGCGGAGACGCCUGGGACUCGCCACAGCCCCGAGCGCACGAGCUAGGCGGUCGCUUUGGCCAAGGAGUCAUAGUCCGCAAAUACGCUCCUAAAGAUGUCAUCACCAUUAAAGUCGAGUUAACGGCAAACCAUAAUGGUUUCUUCGAAUUCCGUGUAUGCGAAGAAGCAAGAGGCACUACGCAGGACUGUCUCGACAAACAUCUAUUACUGCUAGAUGGUAAAGAUACCUCUAAAUUUUAUCCCAAUCAAGGAAAUAGAGUGUAUGAAAUGAAAUAUCAGUUGCCCGAAGGCUUGGAAUGUUCGCAUUGCGUACUGCAAUGGAGGUAUAUUGCUGGGAAUAACUGGGGCACAUGUGAUAAUGGGACAGGGGCUGUGGGGUGUGGGCCGCAAGAGGAAUUUAGAGCAUGCGCAGAUAUAGCUAUUGGGGAUCGCUUCACCACGACCACCAAGAGGCCGAGACCGACGUACGUGCCACCAAGCAGGCGCCCAACUGUGCCAACACCCGAGGAGACAUCGGGAAGCGCAUGGUACGGUGUCGUGGUCGCCAUUGUCACUCUCCUCGUCGCGCUUGCACUGCUGGCGGGAUUAUACCUGUACUACUACAGAGGUGGCAUGAGGAUAAAGAAUCUAUUGAAGUCGAAGGCGGCGCCUCCCGCGCCUGUACCUCCGCCCAGGCACAAGAAGGUCUCUCUUUCUAGGGAGACGCCGCCAGUCAUCUCGUCGCCGAAAAUAAUAUCCGACUCAGGAUUUGAAACAGUAGAUUUAAGAUCUAAUUAAUAAAAGGCUGAUUUGCAACCACCACUGCCGUUACUAGUGAUAUUGUGUUGUUAUUGUGUGAUUAAUGUGAUUGAUUUCUGAAAAUGUAUAUUUUUAAAACCUUUCCUUUGUUAAUGAUAAAUAGGUACUGAUCCACUGUAGAAACAAUAAAUUAUUAACAUGGGUUGCCAUUUCGUUUAACACUUGUUUAUUUAUUACUACUGUUGAUUAAAUUAUUUGAAAGGAUUUAAAAGUAUACAGCAGGGUUACGUGUGAAAAAAACGUUUUAGUAUUAAGUUAUAAUGUGACUGUAAAUUAAAUAUUUAAAGUAAU
Molecule: messenger RNA, 1444 nt
Organism: Zerene cesonia (dogface butterfly)
Lineage: Eukaryota; Metazoa; Arthropoda; Insecta; Lepidoptera; Pieridae
Exons: 2
Coding region: 155-1132 (325 amino acids)
Source: RefSeq, a predicted model, not a curated record